Colletotrichum aenigma is the source of this 726-nucleotide messenger RNA. It is a transcript of the gene sap62, whose product is annotated as Pre-mRNA-splicing factor sap62. The coding region runs from base 1 to 726 and encodes 241 amino acids. Gene Ontology annotation, molecular function: zinc ion binding; nucleic acid binding. Gene Ontology annotation, biological process: spliceosomal complex assembly. The record is from RefSeq and is a predicted model, not a curated record. NCBI's taxonomy places the organism in Eukaryota, Fungi, Ascomycota, Sordariomycetes, Glomerellales, Glomerellaceae. Gene Ontology annotation, cellular component: catalytic step 2 spliceosome; nucleus; U2-type prespliceosome. The transcript has a single exon.
AUGGACUACCAAAACCGCGCCGGCUCCAAAUUCGGCGGCGGCGGCGUGGCCUCCCACUCCGCCACAAACGCCGACCGCCGCGAGCGCCUGCGCAAGCUCGCCCUCGAGACAAUCGACCUCGACAAGGACCCCUACUUCUUCAAGAACCACGUCGGCUCCUUCGAGUGCCGCCUCUGCCUCACCGUCCACCAGAACGACGGCUCCUACCUCGCCCACACCCAGGGCAAGAAGCACCAGACCAACCUCGCCCGCCGCGCCGCGCGCGAGCAGAAGGAAGGCAAGCAGAACAUCGACCCGGCCACCGGUUUACCUGUGGGUGUCGUCGGCGCCGGCUUCGGCGCCCUCGCCCGCAAGAACGUCAUCAAGAUCGGCCGCCCGGGCUACAAGAUCACAAAGGUCCGCGACCCCGUCAGCAGGCAGCAGGGCCUGCUGUUCCAGCUGCAGUACCCCGACAUCAGCCCGGACGUCGAGCCCAAGUGGCAGGUCAUGAACGCCUUCACGCAGCGCGUCGAGGAGCCCGACAAGAACUUCCAGUACCUGCUGGUCGCGGCCGAGCCGUACGAGACGUGCGCGUUCAAGAUCCCCGCGCGCGAGCUCGACAAGCGUGAGGACAAGCAGUUCAGCUUCUGGGACCCCGACGCCAAGGAGUACUGGCUGCAGGUCAUGUUCAUGUCCGAGAGAGAGGAGAGGUAUGUCGCCGCGCCGGGUCUGAGCUCGCGCAGGUGA